AUGCCAAUCGCGGCUCUUCCCCAGAGCACUGUCCGAGCAAUUGGCUCAACUUCCGUCGUCUCAGAUCCCUGCUCUAUAGUCAAGGAACUGCUGGAUAACUCGCUCGAUGCAGGCGCAACUGCUGUUUUCAUUGAGGUAUCCCAGAACACGGUCGAUGUGAUUCAAGUAAAGGACAAUGGCCAUGGUAUUACGUCUGGAGAUCAUCCUUUGGUCUGCAAACGCGCAUUUACCAGCAAGAUUUCCACUGUCGAGGAUCUCAGCGGACUCGGUGGGAAGUCCUUAGGCUUUAGAGGCGAGGCGCUGGCCAGUGCUGCUGAAGUUUCUGGUGGAGUGACGAUUACUACUAGAACUGCGGCUGAGCCGGUCGGGUCCGUCCUCAAAUAUGGGAGAAAUGGCGACCUCCUUAGUACUCAACGGGCAUCACAUCCUGUGGGAACUACAGUCCGGGUCACGGACUUGUUCAAGCACAUCCCCGUUCGAAGACAAACGGUGCUUAAAGGCACCACAAAAACUCUCGCUCGAAUCAAGAAAAUUAUACAGUCAUAUGUCGUUGCUCAGCCAACGAUCAGAUUAUCCCUGAAAGUCCUCAGAGCAAGCAGUGAAAAGGCUAAUUGGGUGUAUGCACCUAGCAAGGAUGCGACGCUCAAGGAUGCAGGACUCAAAGUUGCUGGCACCGAAGUCGCCUCCGCUUGCAUAUCCAGACAGUGGCCUUGUAUUUCUAACUCAAAUUAUGAAACUGGAGACUCCAAUGGGCCUACCCUAAAGUUGAUAGCGCUACUAGCCAACCCGGAAGCUGGUUUAGAUUACUCAAAAGCAAGUAGUGGAGGGCAAUUUGUCAGCGUUGAUGGUAGGCCACUUUCGCCAACAAGGGGGAUUGGACAGGAGAUCACAAAACUCUAUCAGUCGUAUCUGCGAGCGGCUGCCUCCCAUGACGACUAUCCACGAAAUAUAUCAGACCCAUUUCUUUGCUUACACAUCCGCUGUGAUGAAGCUUGUUACGAUGUAAACGUCGAACCAGCCAAGGACGAUGUUCUCUUCGAAGACCAGGAGCAUAUCCUGUCGCUGGUGGCGGAUCUGCUUCGAGAUGUCUAUGGUGAGGCCCCUGGCAAAGCAGGGAAGCGCAAGACACCCGCCAAAGGGAAGGGAAGAAUGGACAACAACAACGACGCUUUCCACUUGCUCCUAGCCCAUAAGGAGCCGGUGGUGUCUUCUCCUGAAACGGUGCGUAAUGAUUAUAAGCCACCGAAUUUUAUCUCUGCUAGCUCGCUCUUUCACUUGAGAAGAAGUCAGAAAAGUCUCCCAAAUGAACAGCGAGCGUUUGGUGGAGAGGGGUCCCCAAGCUCAUCAGGUACCUCGGGAAGCAGGGACUUGGAAGGCCUCAAUCCCUGGUCCGUGACUCGCUUGUAUGCCCCUACUGGUGCAUCAUCACACAGAACUCCGUAUAAGAGUCCUACGACGACUGGACAGCUAAGCCAUCCUGAGCAGGGCUCGGAGCCGCAACCUUCACUGGUAGCAGCAAACAGAGACACAGCGGCUUCAUCUUCGCCCAGUGUAUCGACACCCAAUUCGAGACUUACGGACUCACCAACAGACUCACGAUCCUCAGGAUCCGUUUCCAAUCUAGCACAGACUUCACCAAUCACUCCCCUACAAAAUCCAUCAAUUCGUUCAAGAGCUUCAAGACAACGCGACAGGGAGCGAUAUGGUAAUGGAGCUCUCGAUACAUGGUUCCAGAAGACUACACAAGUAUCUCUCCGCGAAGAGCCAACGGUACAGCAACCCGAAAAUGACGCCGACGAGGCUCCACUUUCUCAGCUUGCGCAGGAGCGCUUUGCAGCGAGCGGAGCUUUGUCUGGAGAUUCAUCAGGAAAUGUCGACGCGAGCCCAAUCCAAGUAGUCGCCAAUAAGUCGCCCGAGAGUAUCCCAUCACACCCACCAUCGGCUCCCAGCUGCAAUCGUCCUUCAGACGCUGUACCGAGACGGCUAGACCAGUGGUCUGCAAGGCUUCACCGGCAGCCAAGUCCCGACCACAACGCGGAACUAGAAAGGGCAAUGGACUUUGAGAACCGCAAGAGGGAAGCGAUCCUCAAGUUCCGGGAGCAGAGAAAGAGCAACCGCGACACAACCUCGAACUCGCCUCACCUGAGCAGAUACCUAGCUGCAAAAGCCGCCCUGAACUCGGACCCCAGAAUCAGCGCAGAGCAAGAUAUGCUGGGCUCCGACAGCAGCAAUCCUAACCCCAGGCUCAACCCGCACGACCCGAGGUUCUAUCUCAUGCGCCAGAGGAGCAUGCACGACCAGCGGAAAGCGUCCGGCGAUCAGACGAAAAUCCGCCGGCUCCACACGAGCAAAUUGCCCCUAGAGAAGAUACCGGACGGGUAUGACCUGCAUGAUGUUUGCCUGGUGCAGCCUGGGGGUCUGUCCUCGAUUGCCGAGGCCUUUCAGGAGCUAUACCAGCGGGAUCUAUAUACGCAGAACGAAGAUCGGUUUGCAGGGUUUACCGCAUCGGAUAUGAUCCAUCUUGACUCAUGGAACGGCCAGAUAGUGGCCUUAAUUAAAGAAUCAUAUCGGACUACUCAAGGAUCCGAGAUACCUAGAGUUGAAAUAAACCUUUCCGAUCUACAGCGGCGUCUGGGGGAUCUAGAACAGUGA
This is a messenger RNA of Aspergillus clavatus NRRL 1, 2652 nucleotides long. RefSeq names its product putative DNA mismatch repair protein. Bases 1 to 2652 code for a protein of 883 amino acids. Gene Ontology annotation, biological process: mismatch repair. The transcript is spliced from 3 exons. NCBI's taxonomy places the organism in Eukaryota, Fungi, Ascomycota, Eurotiomycetes, Eurotiales, Aspergillaceae. Gene Ontology annotation, molecular function: ATP hydrolysis activity; mismatched DNA binding; ATP binding. The record is from RefSeq and is a predicted model, not a curated record. Gene Ontology annotation, cellular component: MutLalpha complex.